Messenger RNA from Manihot esculenta (cassava), 1560 nucleotides. Its product is annotated as enoyl-CoA hydratase 2, peroxisomal. Lineage: Eukaryota; Viridiplantae; Streptophyta; Magnoliopsida; Malpighiales; Euphorbiaceae. Gene Ontology annotation, cellular component: peroxisome. The transcript is spliced from 11 exons. The record is from RefSeq and is a predicted model, not a curated record. The coding region runs from base 622 to 1554 and encodes 310 amino acids.
GGAAUUCUAAGUUAUCCUUCUUUUUUUUUUUUUAGUUCUUGUCUCGGUUGCCGUUCUGGUUAUGAUUGUGUAAUUUUUCUGUUUGUGGACGGCUAUUGGGGCAUGCAAUGGAUUUCCGUUUCUCCUCCCUGUGGAUGAUUGGAGGCGGUGAUUGUGCUUUCUGGCGAGACUGUUCUGGUUUAGGCCAUCUGUGCGUAGGCAGUGGCUUGGACUGGGUUGUGGCUUUUGGGCUUCGGUAUGUCUAAUGUCUGAGCUUCAGUCCUUUGUACUGGUCAGGCUUUUUAAUGCAAACAAUGCACGAUAAACAGAAAAAAAAAAAAAAAAAAGCUAAAAUAAAUUGUCCUCUCAUCUUAAAAAAAUAAUACUAAUAAAAUUGCAAGUCGGAAGCGAAGGCAACUGCGUUGGGACCGCCGGCGAUAGAUUUUGCCAACAAUAAUCUCCAAUACUGCACCUCAAUUGCCGUUUCAACUCCCGUGUUCAAUUUUCCGAAUGUGAUAGCGAUCUCUGUAUGCUGUACCGGACUCGAAGAGCUCAGGUAUGGAUAGAUGCCUAUCCACCAAGUAUUAAUCGCUUUAGUUACUACGACUUGAAAAGCUUCUUCAAUUCUCACAAACGCCUCUAAUGGCGGAGCCUUCACAGUUCGAUCCUCAUCGCGUUCUUGCUCAUAGAUUCCCUGAGUCAAUCUACGUUUAUACCGAAAGAGAUGCAGCGGUUUAUGCUUUGGGCGUUGGAGCAUGUGGCCGCGAUGCCAUUGAUGCUGAGGAGCUUAAAUUUGUCUAUCAUGAAAAAAGACAGCAAUCUAUCCAGGUCUUGCCAACAUUUGCUGCUCUAUUUUCACUUGGAUUGAUGAAAAAUGGGAUCAAUUUGCCUGGCUUGCAAUAUGAUCCGCGGCUUCUGCUGCAUGGACAGCAAUAUAUAGAACUGUACAAGCCAUUUCCAUCAAGUGCAUCUAUACAUAAUAAAGUUAGUCUCGCUGGAUUGCAUGACAAAGGGAAGGCAGCCAUUGUUGAGAUUGAAACAAAAAGUUACGAGAGAGAGUCUGGCGAAUUAUUAUGCAUGAACAGAUCAACUGCUUAUCUUCGAGGUGCUGGUGGCUUCUCAAACUCAACUCAUCCAUAUUCUUACACCAAUUAUCCAAAAGACCAGGUUGCAGCUAUAAAAAUUCCAAAAAGUCCACCUUUUGCAGUAUAUGAAGAUUUCAUUCAACCAUCUCAGGCAUUGUUAUAUAGGCUUUCUGGUGAUUUUAAUCCCUUGCAUUCAGAUCCUAUGUUUGCUAAAGUUGCUGGAUUUCCCCGUCCAAUAUUGCAUGGGCUAUGUACACUUGGGUUUGCAGUUAGAGCCAUCAUCAAACGUAUUUGCAGAGGAGAUGCAAGUUUAGUUAAAAACAUAUCUGGUCGAUUCCUUUUACAUGCGUACCCUGGUGAAACCUUAAUCACUGAGAUGUGGCUGACAGUCACAGGCCUGAGGGUUAUAUAUCAGGCAAAGGUAAAGGAAAGAAAACGAGCAGUCUUGUCAGGCUUUGUGGACCUCCGUCGUUUAACAUCAGCAUUGUGAAAUUAG